AUGGGAUAUGUCAUAGUUUAUAUUGAUAAAGAGGUGGUAUUUUGGUGGCGUAUUAUAGGGCGACACUACACGAGAUGGAGUAACGACCUGAUGUCAAAUUGGAGAGCAAACAAAUAUCCGUCUGAAGACUUCAUCCACAUUCUUUAUGCUGAUGAUGAUGAUCUGUCGGAGGACAGUAAGUUUGAGCCAGAUAAUGAUGAGAUAUAA
This is a messenger RNA of Parnassius apollo (apollo), 207 nucleotides long. The record is from the annotation of a GenBank genome assembly. NCBI's taxonomy places the organism in Eukaryota, Metazoa, Arthropoda, Insecta, Lepidoptera, Papilionidae.